This is a messenger RNA of Meyerozyma guilliermondii ATCC 6260, 945 nucleotides long. RefSeq lists its product as uncharacterized. Bases 1 to 945 code for a protein of 314 amino acids. NCBI's taxonomy places the organism in Eukaryota, Fungi, Ascomycota, Pichiomycetes, Serinales, Debaryomycetaceae. The transcript has a single exon. The record is from RefSeq and is a predicted model, not a curated record. Gene Ontology annotation, molecular function: 4 iron, 4 sulfur cluster binding; FMN binding; NADH dehydrogenase (ubiquinone) activity.
AUGGCCGUAAAUCGCAUUACCAAAGAAAAUCAAAAGUUGGUUUCAAUCUCAACCUACUUUGUCGCUCACAACACUACUAUGCUUCGUUUGAGCACUUUGAGGAGCCGUGCUCCGUUGCUGGGCACUGUACGUGCGUUGGCUACCUCAGCUGAUGCAGCAGCUACCCCAAACAGAGUCCAUGGUGGAUUGAAAGAUCAAGACAGAAUCUUCCAAAAUGUUUACGGAACCUAUGGUCACGACUUGAAGUCUGCGCAAAAGAUGGGAGACUGGUACAAAACCAAGGAGAUCUUGCAAAAAGGAGACAAGUGGAUCAUUGAUGAGGUGAAGAAGAGUGGUUUGAGAGGAAGAGGUGGUGCUGGAUUUCCGUCCGGUCUCAAGUGGUCAUUCAUGAAUCCUCCUGGAUGGGAAAAAAAUGUGGGACCUCGUUAUUUGGUGGUGAAUGCUGAUGAGGGAGAGCCUGGAACCUGUAAGGACCGUGAAAUCAUUCGUAAAGAUCCCCACAAGUUGGUGGAGGGAUGCUUGGUUACCGGUAGAGCCAUGAAUGCAACUGCUGCCUACAUUUAUAUCCGUGGAGAAUUCUACAACGAGGCCAACAUUUUGCAAGGAGCAAUCAACGAGGCAUACAAGGCGGGACUCUUGGGCAAAAACGCCUGUGGCUCAGGUUACGACUUUGACGUCUACAUCCAUAGAGGUAUGGGAGCCUACGUUUGUGGUGAAGAAACCGCGUUGAUCGAGUCUCUCGAGGGUAAAGCCGGCAAGCCCAGAUUGAAGCCUCCAUUCCCUGCUGCCGUGGGUUUGUUUGGUAGACCUUCGACCGUGACCAAUGUCGAGACGGUGGCCGUUGCACCCACCAUUUGUAGAAGAGGAGGUGAGUGGUUUGCGUCGUUUGGUCGUGAAAGAAACUCGGGAACCAAGUUGUUCUGUAUUUCUGGGCCACGUCAAUGA